Molecule: messenger RNA, 480 nt
Organism: Odocoileus virginianus texanus
Lineage: Eukaryota; Metazoa; Chordata; Mammalia; Artiodactyla; Cervidae
Source: RefSeq, a predicted model, not a curated record
GAGCGGAAAAUAAUUGAGGACACUGUGGUUCCAUUUACUAUUUCUUCAAGUUCUGCAGACCAGCUCUCUACAUCUUCCUCCGUGACAGAAGGCAGUGGGACAGUGAAUAAGAUGGACUUGGAAAACUGUUGCGAGGGAGAACAAGAGACAAGACAGAAGAGACCAGUCCAGGAGGGUAACAGUGACUCCCUGCUGAAGACUAGGGGAGGCGAUCCACUGGAGGAGAAGGGCAGCAGCCUAACUCAAGGGGUCGUGACUCACUCUGAGAACCCUGCCCCAGAAGGCAUCUCGCUGCAGCUGGAUACAGAAGCUGGGGCCCCACACCAUGGGGUGAACCCACAGCGCGCUCAGGAUCCAUCCCAGAAUCAGCAGGUAUCAAACCCACCGAUGCACAUUUUAGAAGAUGUGAAGCCAAAAACCCUUCCAUUGGACAAAAGCAUUAACCAUCAGAUUGAGUCUCCAGGUGAAAGGCGGAAGUGA